AUGGACGUUGAUUCAGAUGAUAAAAGAGAUCUUGAACCAACACCAACAUUAAGUGAGGUUGUUCAUUUCCAAAUGUCUCAGGUGUUGACCGUGAUAUUGCUAGUAUUAGUGAGUUCAAUUGCAAACUAUGGAUACUUGAAUACUUUGAAACAUGAAUUCCCCUCUAUUGAUAUUUUGCCAGUAUUGGUUAAUCAAAAUGAUGAUCGGGUGGUUCUUAACACCAAAUUGAAGAACCAAUUAGAACUGUUCUUUCUAAACGAAGAACAAGCCUUACGUGAGAAUCUCCCUCUGUUAACUUUAACAAUUGUCCCCACAAUUGAAUGGUCUCCUGAUAAGAUCCUGGUCGUAUACCAAGAAGCAACGAAGAACGUCAUUCUGAAACAGUUAAUCCACUCCAAUUCAUCAAUGGAAUACUUUACCUUUUCCCGAGUCCUUGAAGAGGGAAGCAUGUAUCAUUUCGCACCCUCCAUUGAACCCAACGCUGCAGCAUUCAUCAAUGAAUACAUAUUCUCACUACUGCAAUCCACAGAGAUCCCAGAGUCCUUGAAGGGACUUGGGAGCUGGCCCAAAUACAUUUACAUUGUUAAAAUUUGUUUCCUAGGGAUUCAAAUAAGUGAAUGGAUGUUGAUUAUUUCUACUAUGAUUUCAUAUGUUAUUCAUUAUCAUCAUAAGAUGGUUUACUUAACCUUCUCUAUGACUUUGAUCUCAUGUUUCACAUUAAUGGUCUUUGUAUUGACCCUUAUCAUCACUGCUUCCUUACACAAUGAGCCUGUAUUUAUUGAAUAUAAUCUCCUUCAAUAUCUCGUUGGUGUGUUGGAACUUGUAAUAGGAGGAACUGUUAUGACGCUAUGCUACGUGAAAUCCAGAAUGGUUUACACAUUCUAUCGGAACAAAGUCAAUGGGAGGGGUGUCUAUGACGAAGAGGAUAAACAAGUUAACGAGGAGAAGUUGGCGUUAUCUGUACUCCCCGUAGCCAGUCCUUCGAGUAGCAAAUAUUCAGACUCUUUGGAGUGUAAUAUUUUGGAAACAGCACUAAAUGUUGUUUCUAAUUCCUCAGAGGGAAGUCCAUCCAGAACUAUGGCUACACCACUUACUCACCUGGUGCAAACUCUGAGACCUUUACCAACUCGUGGGAAUAAUGAAGUCUUCAUACUGGUUAGAUCCGCGCCUGUAUUGGGAGGUGCUGCUCGAAUAGGACCUGAAAACGAGAGGUCGAUCAGAAGGAAUACCUGGCAGCAAGAGAUCCGAUAA
Lizanozyma spartinae is the source of this 1251-nucleotide messenger RNA. RefSeq lists its product as uncharacterized. NCBI's taxonomy places the organism in Eukaryota, Fungi, Ascomycota, Pichiomycetes, Serinales, Debaryomycetaceae. The transcript has a single exon. The coding region runs from base 1 to 1251 and encodes 416 amino acids. The record is from RefSeq and is a predicted model, not a curated record.